AGAGUACUGGUAUCUCGAUCAAAAAUAUGACUUUGUGGUAGAUCAAAGUAUAAACCACGAAUUACAGAUUAACGUUGAUAUUACAGUAAAUACUCAAUGCCCUUAUUUGACGGUAGACGUGGUAGAUGUUGCUGGAGAGCGACUGCACAUGACAACCGAACUGGAGAAAAUACCGACGACCUUUGAAGUCAGAUCCGCUCAUUUGUUAAGUGAUAAUUAUAGUUCACGAUUAGAUUUUAGACAAAUGGUGAAAGCUGCCUCAAAUUUCAACCCAAUUCCUGAGAACGAUGAUGCCAAUGGGGAUACAAAGACAGCAUGCAGGAUUUUUGGAUAUUUAGAUGUCAAUAAAGUCACCGGUAAUUUGCAUAUUACCGCACUUGGCCAUGGAUAUGGAUAUGGAUUUUAUAAUACGGCUGAUGAAGAAAUGAAUUUCACACAUAGAAUUGAUGAAUUCUCAUUUGGAACUCUUUAUCCGCACCUAAUAAAUCCACUUGAUAAUAGUUUCGAGAUUGCCGAAGCUCAUGUGGAAGCUUUUAUGUAUUUUUUGUCAGUCGUCCCGACGACAUACAUAGAUAAUAGUAAUCAAGUUUUGUUAACUAAUCAAUAUUCAGUUACGGAAUAUUCUCGUAUCAUUGAUUCAUCAAAAGGAGGAAUCGGUGUUCCAGGAAUCUUCUUCAAAUAUGAUAUUGAACCAAUUUCUGUGCGAAUCAUCGAAAAUGGCUCAAGUUUUGUCACAUUUUUGGUAAGAUUAAGUGGACUCGUUGGUGGUAUUUGGGUAACAGCCGGAUUUGCGUUAAAAGUUGCGAAUCGGAUUUGGUCAUCAUUGCAAAAGACCAUCUCAAAUGAUAAUUACCUGACGAAUAAACUUAAUCAGUAA
This is a messenger RNA of Funneliformis caledonium, 877 nucleotides long. The record is from the annotation of a GenBank genome assembly. Lineage: Eukaryota; Fungi; Glomeromycota; Glomeromycetes; Glomerales; Glomeraceae.